This is a messenger RNA of Tachyglossus aculeatus (Australian echidna), 1323 nucleotides long. It is a transcript of the gene CY4H6orf47, whose product is annotated as chromosome Y4 C6orf47 homolog. The transcript has a single exon. The coding region runs from base 396 to 1058 and encodes 220 amino acids. The record is from RefSeq and is a predicted model, not a curated record. NCBI's taxonomy places the organism in Eukaryota, Metazoa, Chordata, Mammalia, Monotremata, Tachyglossidae.
AGGCCUUGCUCCCCUCAGGCCCGGCUCCCCUCCUCAGGCCCGGCCCUCCGGAGGAGGAGGAGGAGGAGGAGCCGCUCUUGGGUCCCUGCCUUGGCCUGCCCUGCCGGCUCGCCCCCGGGCCCCGGGGUUGACCUCGGGGUUCCCCUUCUGCUGCGGGCACAGGACCGGCCGCAUCAGCGGAGGCGCGGGGAUCGGGGGGGCCCGGCCCUGAGCCGCCCUCCCCCCCGUCCACCGUCGACGGGGGCGGAGGAGAAUUCGGGGAGCCGCCACUCCAGCCCCGACCUUCGGAGCCGCCGACCGGACUGCCCGGGAAGGGGGAGCCGCCGCCGUCAACACCCUGACGCCCCCCGCGACCGGAGAGAAGGUCCCGGGGCGGGGCGGGCGGGCCUGCCCCCAUGUUCCUGAGGCGCCUGCCCGCCUGGCCGUCCCGGCCCUGGGGCCGCCAGAGAGCGGGGCCCGGCCCCCCGAGCUCCCCGGAGAACUCCGGGAGCGAGUGGGACAGCGCCCCGGAGCCGCCGGGCGACGGGGAGGGCGGGCGGGCUGAGCCGCCCUCCCCGUCCCGGGCCGCCGAGGAGCCGGGCCGCCGGCGGGGCCUGCUGGGGUGGCUGCGGGCCCGCCGGGCCGGGGAGCUGGGGACCGGGCCGCAGUUCUCGGGGGGCCUGAGCCCCGCCGAGCGGCUCCGCAUCUGCCCCAACCUGACCCGCCACCUCCUGGACCUGCUGCUGUCGGCCGUGCUGGCCCUCAGCUCGCCGCCCCUGCGGCUGCUGCUGGAGGCCCUGGGCUUGCGCGGGCCCGCCGGCCUCUGGCUGCACGGCCUGCUCUCCUUCCUGCUGGCCCUGCACGCCCUCCACGCCCUGCUGGCCCUGCUCACCGCCUACCCCCUCCACUUCGCCUGCCUCUUCGGACUCCUGCAGGGCCUGGUCCUGGCCGUCAGCCUCAGGGAGGAGGAGGAGGAGGAGGAGGAGGAGGAAGCUUGGAGGGAGGCCGGGGAUGGGAGCCCAGAGGCCUGGCCCGAUGGGCAGGACGAGGAUGGGCGGGAGGGGACCCCGACCCUCUGACCCCAGAGACCCCGGAGUGGCCACGGUGGACGGGGACGGAUGGAGACCCGAGCUCGACGGGGUGGGAGGGCUCGGCCCCCGAGUUCACCGGCCGCUGUUCCACCUUCGCUUUCCUUUUUCCUCUUUUGUAAAAACCAAAAAAGGCCCCCGUGAGGGAGGCGUCGGGGUGGGCCCCCGGGGAGGCCCUCCCGUUGUUGGCCCAGCACCAGCCGCGACGCCCCGCCGUCUCCCUCCCCGAGGAACCACUAUAAAGGGAACUUGCCAC